UAUUCUUCCCCUGUUUCUCACGUAUUCCAACUCCUCCAAAUUUGUUUGCUGUAGUUACUGCUCUCAGUUUGGUGAGAAUAUGCUGAAUUUCUGAUUUGAUGAGCAGAAGAGGUUGCAUUCAACAUAUGCAGUGGAGAUCUGUUCUAUUUUUCGAGCGUAAAGAAGUGGGUUGAUCUUUAAAAAUGGGAAACAAUUACCUUCUUUUGAUUGGGCUUUCUCUGCUACUAGUUGCUAUUGAUUGCGCUACUCAUGAUUCCAAGAUUGUGAGUGACACACCCAACUCAAUUAAGAAUAAUGGUGGUUCCAACCUUGAUUCAAAUACGGUGGAAGAUAAGACAGUGAAUGGGAACGGGGGAGAUCAAGAAAAUAUAUCACAGGAUGGUAUUCGGGGUAGCUCAAGUAAGACCGACUCAACUGAGCAAUUGGGUUCCAAAGAAGGCGGUGGCAUGCAAAAUGGUAAUGAAAAAUCAAGUUCUGAAACGAAAGGAAAGAAUGGUGAUUUUAUGAAGGAGAAACCGAGUGAUGUUGUGGAUACAAAGGGAUUGCUUAAUGAGGGGGACCAUACAGGAGAAGCAUUGGCGAGGAAGGAUGGCUUUCGAGGGGAAGAGUGUGAUCCAUCUACCAUGUGCACUGAUAAAGAUAACAACUUUGUAGCAUGCUUCCAGGUUCCAGGAAAUGAAUCUCCAGAUAUAUUUCUUUUGAUUAAGAACAAGGGGAAAGGCCCUCGCACAAUCUCAAUAACUGCUCCUGCUUUUGUUCAGUUAGAGAAAACACAACUUCAAGUCCCAGAGAAAGAAGACCGAAAGGUGAAGGUUUCUACCAGAGAUGGAAAAACCAGCGACCUGAUUGUCUUGAAGGAGGGGACAAGCAGUUGCGACCUUGAUUUUAAGUAUUUGAUCAUGCACAAUUCAGGAAAAGAUUCAGAUAAAUCUGCCAAGUCAUACAUAAACUUGGUAUCAAGAAGCCCUUCUGCUGCCAUAGUAUUCUUUGCUGCACUGCUAAUGCUGGCAUCAGGUUGGAUGUGCUUCAGCUUCCGGAAGAGGAUUCUUCUAGACAGUCACUCAAAAUACCAAAGACUGGAUAUAGAGUUGCCAGUGUCUGCUGUUGCUGCAAAAACAGAGCCUGAUGUUAAUGAUGGAUGGGAUAACAACUGGGGUGAUAAUUGGGAUGAUGAGGAGGCACCCCAUACUCCCUCAAUGCCAGUCACUCCUAGACUCUCCUCCAAAGGCCUUGCCUCACGACGCCUGAACAAGGAAGGUUGGAAAGAUUAGUUGCCGCCUCAAUUGUCUAAACGAACAAAACUUGAUCAUAGAAUAUACAUUUAGUCUCUUUUUAUUGCAUUCCAGGGUCUUAUAGAGAGCUUGUGCUCUGGUCCCCCUACUCCCCCCCCCCCCCCAAAAAAAAAAAUUUUGUCCCAAAGUUUUGAAAUGAAUUGGGGCCUUCAUG
Molecule: messenger RNA, 1446 nt
Organism: Rubroshorea leprosula
Lineage: Eukaryota; Viridiplantae; Streptophyta; Magnoliopsida; Malvales; Dipterocarpaceae
Source: the annotation of a GenBank genome assembly